GUGUCAAAAAAAAAAAAAACAUCGAUGAAAGCAAUUGAUAUUUCCUCCACCACUACAACAGUUGUCACCCUGUACCAGUGUUGUAAAAGAAGUUGGCCAGUGCUGCCAGCUCAGAGUGGCAUUUUUAAAGAGUAGAGGAACGGCACAACGACAACGACGCGCAAUUUUGUUGCUCGUUUUGUUUUAAUACAUACAUUUCUGUAAAACUUUUAUUGCAAAUAUCAACAAUAUGGAUACUACAAUCGAGGAUCUUGAGCAGAAGAUGGAGUCGUUUCGAGAAUUUCAUAUGCUGGAGAAACAUCGCGUGCAGAGCUUUGAACAUUGGCCUUUUCCUGCUGAAUCUUCCUGCAGCAUAGCAAAAAUGGCCGAGGCUGGCUUCUACUGGACAGGUACCAAGCGCGAGAAUGACACCGCAACAUGUUUCGUAUGCGGAAAAACGCUGGACGGGUGGGAGUCUGAAGAUGAGCCGUGGAAGGAGCAUUCAAAACAUGCUCCCCAAUGUGAGUUUGUUAAACUAGGCUUGCCGGAGAGUGAGUUGACUGUGCAACAAUUCAUACAAAUACUCGGCACUGUUCUAAAGAAGACCAUUGAAAAGGCCUGUAAGCAAUUUAAGCCAAAAAUUGCCAAGGGAAGCGAAAUUAAACUAAAUGAGUUUUUACGUUGCCAAAAAUAGCAAUAAUUCUUCUUUUCACAAUUUUUAUUAGAUAUUUAUACAUAAGUAUGCACAUAUGUACGUAGCUCUAAAAUGCAAAAUAAACUUGGUGGCAACCCGCAGAA
Molecule: messenger RNA, 777 nt
Organism: Scaptodrosophila lebanonensis
Lineage: Eukaryota; Metazoa; Arthropoda; Insecta; Diptera; Drosophilidae
Gene: Det
Product: baculoviral IAP repeat-containing protein 5
Exons: 3
Coding region: 230-673 (147 amino acids)
Source: RefSeq, a predicted model, not a curated record